AUGCCGCCGCAGAUCACCACCUCAGACGCAACCAAGUCAACCCGCCACCACACCUGGAGCAACACCAGCGUCAAAAGCGGGAGCACAGGCGGCGGUGGUGGCCACCACCGUCACCACGAGCACCAAGACCAGAGACCGCAGCUGCAGCAGCGACACGGACAGCACCAGGACCAAGCUGCCAGAAAGGCCUCGGAGGUCGCGACGGUGCAGCGAUGGCUCAACGGGGGCAACAACCCCGGGCGAGAGGACGUACUGGACCGCGUGGCGCGAGCGUUUAAGCACGGCACGGACAAGGGCGAGGGGGAGGCGAAGACCAAGACCGAGACGAAGUUGUGA
This is a messenger RNA of Fonsecaea nubica, 336 nucleotides long. RefSeq lists its product as hypothetical. Lineage: Eukaryota; Fungi; Ascomycota; Eurotiomycetes; Chaetothyriales; Herpotrichiellaceae. The transcript has a single exon. The record is from RefSeq and is a predicted model, not a curated record. The coding region runs from base 1 to 336 and encodes 111 amino acids.